AUGAUGGCCUCGGGCUCAUGUCUGCCUGAUAAUAACACGAACGGAGCAAUCAAUGUUCCAUCAAGUAUUCGACUCGAUUCAAUGCGUGGGCAAAAGAGAGGCCCAGAUAACAAUUUUGUUCAGUCGCCUCAUGAAGCGAAUGGGCAAACCAAUGGUAAUAGCAAUGAAGAACACCGACAGACGCCCAUCCAAAAUAGUAACGCAGGUCAGGAGUCCGAAGUCCAACCGACGAAAAGAAGGCGAAUUGCUGGCGGACCAGCAGACCCAAAAACGCAGACUACCGCCGCUUCCUCGUUCUCUGGAUCAGCACACAGCACACACAUUACGUCCCAUCCUUGGCAAGAACCCACCGUGAACACGGUCCAAUCAUCUAUCUUUUCAAAUGAUCGUGUAAAUCCGUCCCUGCAUAUUCAUAAUUCACCACCUACACCACCGAAUGCUUUACCAUAUGUCUAUCCUGUACCAUCUAUCGCAAUCCCUGUUAUACAUCCCUUUCCUACAUCACAGCCACUGCAACAUGAAUAUAUGUUUCCCGGGCCUACACCCGCAUAUAACCAGCCUGGCAGGCCUGCAACUGCACCUAAUAUUAUCAAUCCAACGCCAGUGCCUUUCUCUCCUUCAACCGCAAGGCGUGCAAACUCGAAGGCUUCUACUAGUAUUCCAUCAAGCUCUCAUGAAUCUACACUAGGCGAGCGCCGCGGGACACCACAGUCAAAUUCUGCACAACAACCCGCUGGUCCAUCUUCCAUCACUCAUUUCAAUCUGGAUGGGUCGCUCUCUGCAGAAUCUACAGAUCAACCUCAGCUAACCGCGUUUUCGAACAUAAUCAACAAUAGCGCAGACGCCAUUCUUGAUUUCCUCGACCGCGAACUCCAACUCGUGCAGACUAAACAUGAAGCUGACAUGUUAACUAUCAGAACCGAACACGAGAGGAGUUUGACUGCGGUCAAGGCUGAACACGAGCAGCAGGUUGAUCUCCUCCGCAGAGAAUUUGCGGAUAGCAUGCAAAAUGUUGUGGAAGCCCAUCAGAUCACGAUGGAUGAGAAAGAUAGGAGGCUGCGGGAGGCGGAAGAGAGGAUCAAGGAAAACGCCGCGACCGCGGAACGCCUGAAGUCUGAGCUAGAGGACACCAAACUCACUUUAGUCAAAGCACGCGACCAUGCAAACAUGGCUUUGGAGGAUCUUCGGUUGCGCAAAGACGAAUUGCAACGGUCGGCCGAAGCUCAUUUCCAACUCGAACGUGUUGCAUGGGAGGAGGAGAGGAAGAAAAGUGAGCAAAGGAAGGUUGCGCUUUCCCAAGAAGUUGCGCUUUGGUCGUCGCGACAUCGGGAGCUUCUGCAGAAGUCGGAGGAGCACACCAAAUUGCUGUCGGGUGCGGAGAAGGCAAGAGAUGAACUCGAACAGGAGGCGGCGUUGUUAAAACAGUUGACCGUCAGCCUUGAGGCCGAAAAAUGGGAGCUUCAAAAUAGAUUGGACACUCAAUCGCGUGAAUUUGAGGAAGAGCGAAAGGUGCGGGUGGAGCAUGAAUUGGCGAGAAAGGCGCUUGAGGAAGAGAGUGGGGCUCUGAGCCAGCGCAUUGCCAAGCUUGAGGCAGAGGCAUUGGAAUCGGAGAAGGCGAAAACUGGCUUGGAGGAGUGGGUUGGAAAAAUGAAGAUGGCGCUGCAGCAGCAAGCGGAGGAUGAUAAGAAGAGGAUGUCGUCUAUCACUCUGGCGUGGCAAUCACGAAUGGAACGGGCGUUAAGAGAGGCGAAAGAGAAGGGAGACGAAGAGGGCUACAAGCGGGGCGAGAAGGUUGGGCAUCAGCAGGGAGAAAAGGAUGGAUUCGAGAAAGGUGAAAAGGCUGGAUUCGAGAGAGGUGAAAAGGCUGGAUUCGAGAAAGGAGAAACAGAGGCGUAUAAAAGAGGUGAUGCAAAUGGGUUUGAACGAGGAAAAUUUGAUUCACUCAACCGUAUCACUGCUGCGACUACUGCUCUGAGUGACGCAGAGAAAAAAUACGCUCUGGAGAAGGAAGAUUGGGCUCAAGAAAAGAAGCAGUUGGAAGAUAUUUUGACGGCACUGCGAGACAAACACGAUAAAGAAGUCGAGAAAAUGAAGGAAGAUAUGGUCAAGGCAAAACAACGACUCGACCAGCAUUGGGCCAAGGAGAUCGAGAUACGCUGGGAAGCACUAUUGGUAGAAGAAGCAAAGAAAAUGGAGGCAGAGUUAGCACGACGGGCUCAACUGGAUGCUGAAAGAGAUGCACAGAAGGAGAACCUUGAAGCAGAGGUCGAGAAGCUGGGGAAAAGGCUGCUAGAUUUUGACCAGAAAGCCAUUGAUUGGGCUAGAGCAGAGGCGGCGGCAGAGGCAGAGAUCAACGUUUUGCAGAAAAAGAUCGAAAAAUUGGAACUGCAAAUAAAGGCUCGAAAACUGGCGACUGAGGAAGAUAUACUUCUAGGACAAGAUGCCACUGCUCGCUCUUAUUCAAGAUCAGAAGCCAAACAUGUGCUGGAGCAGCUUGUUUAUGGAGGGCAAGGCUCUACUUCAACCGAUGCACCGACCGAUGCGCCGACCGACCGACCUUGUCACCUGCAGUAA
Psilocybe cubensis is the source of this 2574-nucleotide messenger RNA. RefSeq lists its product as uncharacterized. The coding region runs from base 1 to 2574 and encodes 857 amino acids. The record is from RefSeq and is a predicted model, not a curated record. The transcript has 4 exons. Lineage: Eukaryota; Fungi; Basidiomycota; Agaricomycetes; Agaricales; Agrocybaceae.